AUGGCGAGCGCAGGAGCAGUCCUCCUUGAGGCUCGGCCUUUCCGACCCUUCAAGUCUUCUGAGGAGUAUCUCUAUGCUAUGAAGGAGGAUCUGGCAGAGUGGCUGACAGUUCUUUACCCCGAGCUACGUAUCAAUGCUGAUAACUUCUUGGACAGAUUGGAUACAGGCGUCGCUUUGUGCAGGAUUACACCUCAAAAACCCAUACAAGAGAGAAAU
Messenger RNA from Brenthis ino (lesser marbled fritillary), 216 nucleotides. NCBI's taxonomy places the organism in Eukaryota, Metazoa, Arthropoda, Insecta, Lepidoptera, Nymphalidae. The record is from the annotation of a GenBank genome assembly.